Schistocerca gregaria is the source of this 450-nucleotide messenger RNA. RefSeq lists its product as uncharacterized. The transcript has a single exon. The coding region runs from base 1 to 450 and encodes 149 amino acids. Lineage: Eukaryota; Metazoa; Arthropoda; Insecta; Orthoptera; Acrididae. The record is from RefSeq and is a predicted model, not a curated record.
AUGGCCCCAACCAAUAACAAGGAUCUCAAAAACAUAGUAAUGUCAUUAAAAAAUACAAAAUCAGCAGGCCGUGAUGGAUUGUCUAUCAGUACACUGAAAAGAUGCAUAGACAACAUAUCUGAUGCCAUGGCCACAGCAGUAAAUGAUGUAAUUGCAUCAGGUUGUUUCCCAGAUAGUCUAAAGACAGCACAAGUAACCCCAAUUUACAAGAAACAUGAUAAAUCUAAAAUUGAAAACUACUGCCCCAUCUCAAUCUUACCUGCAUUUUCUAAGGUAGUUGAGAAAGUUAUUUAUACUAGACUAAUGACAUUCCUGAGUCAAAACAAUUUAAUAUUUGAAAAUCAGAAUGGCUUUAUGAAAAACAAGCCUACAUCAGUAGCAGAAGCCCAAUUAAUAGACAAAAUAACAACAGCCAUAGAGAACAAGGAGUAUGUAACUGGAGUUCCUUGA